AUAAUUUUUUUCAUGCAUUGGUAUACCAACACGCCAGACAGGGUAACCAUGAUACAAAUCAAUGAUAUCAUAUCAGGCUUAGAGAAUGAUUUUGUUCUCGCUUUCGCCGGGGUCUAGUUUCGUCGGAUGCCUUUGCAAUAUAGAUAUCGGGAAAUCGGCGUUUCUGAAAAGGGGCAACUAACUAAGAGCAGCGAAUCAGCAAUUGGUAAAUGGAGAGUGGUAUGACGGUUGGACCAUAGACCGUCGAUCUAACUUUACCCAGAGUCGCAUUUUUUGUAGACCCUUGCACAAAGAGACUGGCCGUAAAAAGAUGCCAGGGUGCUUGCAUUAGCGCUGCCUUGGCCCAGGGUUGAUUGGCAAGGAGGAAAAGUUUUCGUUAACGCCGCACGACCCCUCUCUACACGUCAGCGGCGUAUCAUCCUGUAUACCUAAGUUAGCCAAUAGACGUCAGCUUUGAGAUGUUGGUUUUUGAGGCUCAAGAACAGGGGUCCUCUCAAGGUGGUUCGCAAAUGCGGCACAGCGAUUCUAUAAAGCGGGCUGAUGUUUUCCUGCCAGGCAGCAACGCAACCAUCACCGAUCUAUUACUCACAUAUUCACCAAGACACUCCAGCUAGUGCUAUCACACCCAUUCAUCCACGUCCACCAUGGCCCAGGUUGAUACCACCGUUGAUACUACCAAAAAAGACCCUACGCCGUGCCCAACAUGUGGAUGGUCUGAUUUACGGCGAAGCAGAUGCAGCCACAUAAGUCAGGUCAAGCUCGUCAAUGCCGUGAGCAACCGAGCUUGGUGGCAUAUCGGCAGUGACAUGGUUCUGAAAGAGGAUCCGUACGACAAGUGGAAGACGUCGGAGGUUGCUAAUCUCAAGUUCAUUCAGGAGAAGACCACAAUUCCUGUCCCGACAAUUGUGAAAGACUGGGUGCAGAGUGACAACCGCCAUUUUCUUCUCAUCGAGCGCAUGCCGGGAGAAACUCUGGAUACACUGUACCAAAAACUAUCCACUGCAGAGUUGGAGGCUAUUGCUGACCAAGUGGCGGAGCUUAUCCAGCAGCUUAGGCCACUGCAGUCCCCUCAAAUUGGUGGCAUCGGAGGCACACCACUACACAAUGGGUGGAUUUUCGUUAACAAUAUGGAGCCAGCUGGCCCAUUUUCUUCAGACGAGGAGCUUUGGGACUGCAUGAAAAAUGGUUUAGCCAAAGUCCCAGCAAAAGCUCUGGAAAAUCUUCAAAAGCGCAUGCCAGCCUGCAAGCCAUAUACGUGGACACAUGAUGACCUGAGCUCAUCGAAUAUCGUGGUCAAGGACGGAAAAGUGACUGGGAUUCUGGACUGGGAAUUCUGUGGAUAUUAUCCUGUCUGGUGGCAGUAUGUGUCUGCUGGGUCGGGAAACCCAGACGAACAACGAUGGCUGACAAUCAUGCGUGACAAGAUCAAAGAUAAAUACCCAGAGGCAACAGAAUUUUUCAGGGAUCUUCGUUCCCUUACCUAUUAUCCAGACUUGACUGAACAAGGCAAAAAGACAUUGGAAAAGCUGAUGGCGACUGGGGAAUAAAGCACCCUGUGCCUACCAAACGUGUCGACAAACUGAGGACCAGGAUCGAAUAUUAAAGGGGAAAGCGGAGGGAGGUGCCCGGGGAGGGC
Trichophyton rubrum CBS 118892 is the source of this 1636-nucleotide messenger RNA. RefSeq lists its product as uncharacterized. Bases 645 to 1547 code for a protein of 300 amino acids. The transcript has a single exon. The record is from RefSeq and is a predicted model, not a curated record. Lineage: Eukaryota; Fungi; Ascomycota; Eurotiomycetes; Onygenales; Arthrodermataceae.